UGCCCAUCGAGCCGUGGUGGCCCAACGGCUACGGAGGACACCGUUUGUACACUCUGUCCGUCUCCUUGUCUCUGGGUGACGACACUGCAAAAAUCACGAGGAGCGUAGGGUUUCGCACAGUGGAACUGAUACAGGAGCCGCUCGUCAAUAGUACGGGUGCGACCUUCUUCCUGCGCGUGAACGGACUGCCUCUGUUCGCCAAGGGCAGCACGUGGCUGCCGGCCGACGCAUUCCCGAACCGUGUGACCAGCGAGCGACUCGAGGCCCUGCUGGAUGCCGCCGUAGCGGCACACAUGAACCUCCUGCGCGUCUGGGGCGGCGGCCUGUACGAGUCGGACGCCUUCUACGAGAUGGCCGACCGCAAGGGACUCAUGAUCUGGCAGGAGUUCGCCUUUGCCAGCGCCCUCUAUCCAGCCACCCCGGCGUUCCUCGACUCCGUGUCCAUAGAGGCGCGACAGCAGGUACGCCGUCUUGGUCACCACGCCAGCCUUGUUCUCUGGUGCGGAAACAGCGAGAACGAACUCGGCUUGGCUUACAACUGGUGGAAGCUGCUUACGACGGAACACCGGGAGGACUACGUCAAGCUGUACGUAGAAACGUUGCAGAAGGUCGUCUACGAGGAGGACAUGUCGCGACCUUUCGUGGGUUCGACCCCUUCCAAUGGCUUGCUCUCGGAACUCAGCGGCGGUAUUCAUGACAACCCGAACGACGUGCUCUAUGGCGAUGUGCACUACUUCGACUACUACUCUCCUCCCUGGAGCCUGGACUCUGUGCCGACGCCCCGCUUCUGUUCGAGCUUCGGACUCGUCUCGUUCCCGUCGAUGGAGACGCUGUCCACCGCUCUGGAACCCGGAGACUUGGUGCUGCCCUUCCCGCAAGCGCUCGAGAACAGGAUGCACUUAGCCAAUGCCAGGCUGGAAACGUACAUGUCGGCUGUCUUCACGCUUCCCAAGAAGGAUGGAACCGACCACGCUCUAAGGAUCCUCAUCUUGCUGUCUCAGAUCUACCAGGCGAUGGGCGUCAAGACUCAGUCUGAGCACUACCGCCGGCAGCGGCUCACGGUUCGCCACUCUCAGGGUCUGACUAUGGGAGCCCUCUACUGGCAUCUCAACGACGUCUGGCAGGCACCUUCGUGGUCCUCGAUCGACUACGCGGGCGAAUGGAAGAUGCUUCACUACUUCGCGAAGCGCUUCUUUGCGCCUCUGCUCGUGUCUCCGUACGAAGAAGGCGGCCGCCUGGUUGUCUACGUGCUAGACGACUUGUACCGCGACGAACCCUACGACCUGCUUUUGGAAGUCAAGCUCUACCACUACGCUUCGCUGGAGCCCAAGAGUUCACUCACGCACAACAUCACGGUGUCCAGCUACGCCCACGCUGCAUACGUGGCCAACGUGUCCAGGCUGCUGGCUUCGGCCUCGUGCCACCGCAACAACAGUUUCUUCACGUUCCGCCUGCUCAACGCGACCGACAACGCGACGCUGUCCUCGAACUUCCUGCUCCUGCAAGUGCCUCGCUUCGCCAAGGACAUCGCAUCCGUGACGCUUCAAGUUACCAUCACAGCCGGCGAGCCUGUGCAACGUGAAUCUCCAUUGGCUAAGGAGUCUGGAAACUUGAUUUGGAAAAACACCUCGGUGACAACCGGUAACACCUUGCACAGCGUGUCGUCAACCGUACAGAAGGCCCCAGACAGCAUAGGGUCAACAACAGUUCGCGACCUUCCGUCGACCGCCGAAUUCCCGGAAGGCGCCAACCGGACGUCAAUUCGAGAGCAGUCGGAGAGAGAUACUGCGAACACGACGGAAGAGAAGUCCAACGUCCACGAGAUCGACCUGACCACGGACGGCGUAGCGCUGUUUGUUUGGCUGUCGGCCGGCAAAAUCAGGGGUCGCUUCUCGGACAACGGCUUCGUCAUGACCGAACGCCAGAUCAGCGUGACCUUCACGAGCGGCCUGUCGGUGACCUCCGACCAGCUUCGCUCCAACCUCACGGCCACUUGCCUGAACUGCCUGUCCAAAUACCACUACUCGCCAAUGAUCGAGACGAGAGUGUAG
Messenger RNA from Rhipicephalus sanguineus (brown dog tick), 2051 nucleotides. RefSeq names its product beta-mannosidase-like. The transcript has 10 exons. Gene Ontology annotation, molecular function: beta-mannosidase activity. NCBI's taxonomy places the organism in Eukaryota, Metazoa, Arthropoda, Arachnida, Ixodida, Ixodidae. Gene Ontology annotation, biological process: glycoprotein catabolic process. The record is from RefSeq and is a predicted model, not a curated record. Bases 294 to 2051 code for a protein of 585 amino acids.